Messenger RNA from Cladocopium goreaui, 477 nucleotides. NCBI's taxonomy places the organism in Eukaryota, Dinophyceae, Suessiales, Symbiodiniaceae. The record is from the annotation of a GenBank genome assembly.
GGUUCUUCAAGAGGCAGCCAUGGCACGGGUCUACCGCCACGAGUCUCCGCUCUUGUGUGCCUUGGUGCAACGGCCCAUUCGCCUACUGCUGGCUUUAAGCCUGGGGGUCGCUCUGGCCAGCCUUCUGGGAUGCAUACGGCUCAUUUGGAGGCAAAGCAUUAAGAGAUGGCUGGUGAUUGCCCUCCUGUUGACCCUCCUGUUGAGCGUUGCCUGCGCCCACGGCGGAAGCUCCAUGUCUUCCGUGCUGGGCUUCGCCUGGGACUCUGGCCAUGCCACCAUCGGCCCCCUGACGUCGCCCAUCCUCUUGAGCCUGGGCAUUGGCAUGGCCACACCCAGACGCCGGCCGAGUGACCAGGAGGAGGCGCAGCUGGACGACCUGGCGGGCUUCGGGCUCAUUGGCUUCAGUUCUCUGCUGCCGGUCAUGGCGGUGGAGAUUCUGGCACUCUGCGUGGCUGAUGCAGAUGCAGUCUGGAUCCA